Chelmon rostratus (copperband butterflyfish) is the source of this 3368-nucleotide messenger RNA. It is a transcript of the gene mastl, whose product is annotated as microtubule associated serine/threonine kinase-like. Gene Ontology annotation, biological process: intracellular signal transduction; peptidyl-serine phosphorylation. Lineage: Eukaryota; Metazoa; Chordata; Actinopteri; Chaetodontiformes; Chaetodontidae. Gene Ontology annotation, cellular component: nucleus. The record is from RefSeq and is a predicted model, not a curated record. The coding region runs from base 68 to 2593 and encodes 841 amino acids. The transcript is spliced from 13 exons. Gene Ontology annotation, molecular function: ATP binding; protein serine/threonine kinase activity.
UAUUCAUUCUAAACUAGCUGGUUGUGACAGCCACGACCCAAUUCCUUGCUUGAAAACUAGUAAUAACAUGGAUGCAGAUGAAAAGCACGAUUCCACUACAAAUGAUGGCAUGUCGGUGGUAAUUCCUAAACCGCCCACAAUCGAGGAUUUCAUCGUUUUGAAGCCCAUCAGCCGCGGUGCUUUUGGCAAGGUCUACCUUGCACGGAAGAAGUGCAAUGCGCGAUUAUAUGCCAUUAAGGUGAUGAAAAAGGCAGACAUGGUUGAUAAAAAUAUGACGGGUCAGAUGAAGGCGGAGAGAGACGCACUUGCUUUGAGCAAAAGCCCCUUCGUGGUUCACCUGUUUUACUCCCUUCAGACAGCCACCAAGAUCUAUCUGGUGAUGGAAUACCUCAUUGGUGGAGAUGUCAAGUCUCUGCUUCACAUAUAUGGAUAUUUUGACCAGGAUAUGUCUGUAAAAUAUAUUUCAGAGGUUGCGCUGGCUUUGGACUACCUCCAUCGUCAUGGUAUAAUCCACAGGGACUUGAAGCCAGACAACAUGCUUAUAUCCAACGAAGGACACAUCAAAUUAACAGACUUCGGUCUCUCUAAAGUGAAGCUUGACAGAGAGCUGAGUCUUAUGGAUAUCCUCACUACUCCAUCCUUGGCUAAACCAAAAAAGGGCUACUUCCGCACCCCGGGUCAGGUCCUCUCCUUAAUCAGCUCCCUUGGAUUUAAUACAACUGCGGGAGAGGGCAAGCGCCACUGCAGUGCAUCUGCUGUGUCCAGCCCCAUGUCCUGUGGCAAAAUAAAACACAAGAAUAACUCUCUUGGUUCUCCCUUGAUGAAGAUAAAAGAUCAUUUGUCCUCUCCAACUUGCUACCCGUUGAAAAUGGGAUCGAACAACAUUCUGUUCAGUCCUCAUAACCUGGCGAAAAAUCUGACUCCCUCACUGCUGAAGACCAGGAAGAGGUUUGAGACGAUGAGUGCAGGCAGCACCACCACCGACACUGAGGGUGGCAUCAGUCCACUGUGGGAGUGUGAUGAGAAAGAAAAUGAACAUACUAAUACGCAGAAGGGGAGAGGGCGUUGUGAGUCCAAAGGGCCCGAACAGGACUGUGCGCCCACAAAAGCCGGCACCUUCGGCUUCUCUGCCAAGUCCCCCGGCAGUCUGUCUGCUGAAUCAAGUCCAGACUAUUUAGCAGAAGAAAAGCUUCCUAUUAACAAACGGGGGCCUGUUUCCACAGCUCUGCAUGAUUUUUGUCCAUCAGCCUCAUCUGUAAAGAGGACGUUUUCCGAUGUUGAAAGAAGCCCCGAGCCAUUAGAGAUCCGAGCUAAGAAGAGUAAUGCACACUACAAGAGAUGCUAUGAGCUUCCAGGAGAUACUGCAGGGUUUCACACUGGCCUGACCGGAACAUUUUCCACCAUCCAAAUAGGUGACUUCACUGCCUCCACAAAGGGGAUUGGGUUAGACGAAGACCGGUUCCCAAAGCUCUCCAGUCCAAUUGCCGUGGCCAAAAGUCUGUUUUGUGAACUGGAAGAGCCAACAGAGGACGUGUUUGAAGAUGGGACCAAAGACUUGUCACGAACAAGUUUCACCUCACCUCUUAAUGGGAACAGUGACAUUUGCAGGAGCUUGAGCCUCGACUCCGAUGGGUCCAUGCAAGAAACGUCUCCCACUCUUCACAGCCCUGCAUCAUUCAAGCCAAAAAAGAGUUCCGAAAAGAGGGAUUCAGCAUCAUCUGAGGAGCAAGAGGAAAGUAAAGACUCAGCCAUCACUGAAGCACACUGGCUUGGUAACUUUGGCCAUAGAGCUGAAUCUCAGGGUUCCUUUCUUAACCAGCUCCCUGAUCUAGGUUGCAGUGCUGUACGGUCCCCCUUGUUCACCAAGCCGCGGAAUGUUGUAGCUUUCCGUAGCUACUGUAGCUCCAUUAACCGCUCCAACAUGUCAGGGGUGUCCCGACUUAGCAUCGGGUCUGUUGAGGCCAUGGAGCUCUCUGCAACAGCUGCUUAUCACUCUGCAUCUGGUACUGCGACCCCAGUGCAGAAAAGACCCAACUCCAGCAGCUCUCUCUAUCAGACUCCCCAGCCCAUGUCGACCUCUCACACCCCUUUCAGGACUCCAAAGAGCGUCAGAAGGGGGGCGCUGCCUGUGGAGGGUGCACCCAUUUUAGGAACUCCUGACUAUUUGGCUCCAGAGCUUCUUUUGGGAAAACCACAUGUUUCAGGAUGUUGUCAGUGUGACUUCAUGGUGGAUUGGUGGGCGUUAGGCGUGUGUCUUUUCGAGUUCCUCACAGGUGUGCCACCAUUCAACGACGAGACGCCUCAGCUGGUCUUCCAGAAUAUCCUCAACAGAGAUAUUCCCUGGCCUGAGGAGGAGGAGGAACUGUCUGUAAACUCAAGAAAUGCGAUUGAAAUCCUCCUGACCAUGGACAUGACAAAACGAGCUGGUCUAAAAGAGCUCAAGUGUCACCCCCUGUUUGAGGGCCUGGACUGGGACAACCUGCAGAACCAGCCGAUGCCUUUCAUACCUCAGCCCGAGGACGAAACCGACACCUCGUACUUUGAGGCAAGAAACAACGCUCAGCACAUCGCCGUGUCCGGCUUCAGCCUAUAGUCACACACGCAAACCGAGGCAGGCGACACAUUUUGGCUGUUUAUGAAUCACUUGCUUUCAUUGUGAAACACUCCGAAAAUCAGAUCCAUUAAACAAAUGAACACACAGUAACAAUGUGGAUUCUGAUGUUUUCUGUUCGAGGUUGUAGUAAUUUUUAAAAAAACAUUUUACCUAUGUGCAAUCAUUGGUCACAAGAGACAGAAAAAAAGCUGAAUCCUCUGACUGGUCACUUACUGUAGUUAUGUGUUGUGGAAAGUAAACUUCUUUUAAAUCUUUGUAUUACCACAUUCUGCAGAUAUGUCUCCUAAAUUGGGUUUUUUUUUACUAGCAAAGUAUCAUUUACUACUGUGUUACUUAUAGCAGGCUUUGAUUUCUGUGUUAUAUUGAUCAAACACAAAAUAACUAAGUUCAUGUAAAUUUGUUACUGGCAGUUGUUGACUUCCGAUGCCGAUCUGUUCCGUUUUUUGCUGCACUGUUCAUCAUUGUGACGUCCUCUUGCUGUUAGUAGACUGGGUGGACAUGGGAGGGGUACAAUACUGAAGAAAAACAUUCUAAUAUAUUCAUGAAUCAUGUAUUUUAUAUGUAAAUUUUGUUAAUAACAUUUAGUGUUGUUUUAAGAAAUGAGUAGGUACAUUGUAUUGAAACAGGACUGUUGUUGUUUUGGUGCUUUUAUGUUCUUUGUUUUGGUCAUUUUGAUGUGGUGUCUUCUGUCUAUUUCCACACUACUAGUUGUUUUAGGUAAGUUCAACAGGCUCCCUGCUAACCUUUUAUCGUG